This is a messenger RNA of Salvelinus fontinalis (brook trout), 1625 nucleotides long. Its product is annotated as 28S ribosomal protein S5, mitochondrial-like. Bases 23 to 1255 code for a protein of 410 amino acids. Gene Ontology annotation, molecular function: RNA binding; structural constituent of ribosome. Gene Ontology annotation, biological process: translation. The record is from RefSeq and is a predicted model, not a curated record. The transcript is spliced from 11 exons. Gene Ontology annotation, cellular component: ribosome. Lineage: Eukaryota; Metazoa; Chordata; Actinopteri; Salmoniformes; Salmonidae.
GGCACAUUUCAGCCUACCUGUUAUGCUAUUCAGGACCUUUCACAACAUCAAGAUGGCGGCGUCCAUACGGGUGUGCUGUGCCCUCCGAAUUACGCUGGGAGGGGUAGCACCACUUUGGACAGCAGGGGGCGCCCUGCCUCUCUCUCACCUAGCCAGACUCACUGCCUCUCUAUGGACUGCUACCCCACCAGCCCCUGCUACCUGGAUACAGACCAGACAUAGCAGCUUCUUCAACAAACUGACAGCAGAGGAGCUUUGGAGGGGAGUUCUGGCAGAGACUGGUGCCGGUGCUCGAAAGGGCCGAGGGAAGAGGACCAAGAGGAAGAUGAAGAAGGAUCUGAACCGAGGCCAGAACAUCGGAGAGGGGCGCGGGGGGUUCCUGUGGCCGGGGUUGAACUCGCCCAUCCUGAAGAGCGGGACCAUACAGAGCAUGUCUCGCCGCGGGGAGUCAGAGCAACAGGAACUGCAGGCAGAGCUUCUGCGACAGCGUGACGAAUGGGAUCGCAGGAGGAAGAUGAGGGUGAAGAGGGAGCGAGGGUGGACUGGCAACUCCUGGGGCGGCAUCAGUCUGGGGCCCCCUGACCCUGGACCCAACGGAGAGACUUACGAUGACUUUGACUCCCGAGUGAUCGAGGUGAAGAGCGUGUUCAACAUGACAGCCAAAGAGGGCCGGAAGAGGUCCAUCAGCUGCCUGGUAGCUGUUGGCAAUGGGAACGGGGCAGCAGGUUUUGCCUUGGGUAAAGCGGCAGACCGUCAAACUGCACUGAGAAAGGCAAAGAACCGAGCAGUGCACUAUUUGUACUACAUUGAGAGAUACAACGACCACACUAUUUACCAUGAUAUCAAUUCCACUUUCAAGAGGACCACCCUACUCAUGAAGAAACAGCAUAAAGGUUACGGACUACACUGUCACCGCGCGGUCAUCACCAUCUGUAAGCUGAUUGGUGUAGAGGACAUGUACGCCAAGGUAGAGGGCUCCGUCAACCUGCUUAACAUCACCAGGGCUCUGUUCACCGGACUGGCUAAUCAGGAGACCCACCAGUCCCUGGCUGAAAAGAAGCAGCUCCACGUGGUAGAGUUUCAGCCGGAGCGCGGGCCCCUGCCCCUCAUCGUGGCCACCCCUAAGAAGGGUGUGCGACCCGACCCUGAACCUGAGGAGGAGAUCCCCAACACACGGCUCAACUGGGAUGACGUCCGUGCCUCUCAGGGCAUGAAACGCUCCGUCUGGGCCGGGGUCAAGAGGACCAUCUGGUGACCACAACACAACCAUAGUAGUGGACCGGUUGAGAUAGGUUGGGGCGAUGUUUGGCUGGGUUCGGGUUGAGAGUGUUACUAGGAAGGAAGCCUGUCUCUCAGGCAUCAUAAGACUCGUAAGAUUGGACCCCAGUGGAAAUGACAUCAUCAAACCGAGACAUUUACUGUAUGCAUAUGUAUAGCAUCAUGACUUAGUAUUUCACCAAAGGUUGUGAAAUUCGCCCAAAAGAGUUUCACAUCUAAACAGUUUAACUCAACCAAUGGAUGAUAUAUUUUUUGCACUGUAAGAAUAGUGUUGUUUCAAAAUCAGUUGUUCAUGUGACAUUGCUGAAAAUCUGAGCUGUCUAAUUAAACAUUGAAACUCUCCAAAA